Messenger RNA from Funneliformis geosporum, 317 nucleotides. The record is from the annotation of a GenBank genome assembly. Lineage: Eukaryota; Fungi; Glomeromycota; Glomeromycetes; Glomerales; Glomeraceae.
UUGGGCAUUGGUCAAGACUCUGUCCAACAAAAACACCUAUUGUUGAACAGCGAACAGCGCUUUCACAAUUUACCCCAAUGACUCCUUUCAAUAUGGAGACUACUACGCAUUUCCCACUACCACCACCUAUACAUGCUAUACCUAUAACUUGCUGUGAAAAACCAUCCUUCAAUCAAUACCAGCAACUGACCCCAGUUCAUACCCCUAUUGAUGAUGAGUACGAAGAAGAAGAAUUAAUACCUCGACGAAAUUAUGUCAUAUUAGGAGACCAAGAUACUCAGCCAAUUCUCGCUGAACAAGAAGAUGAUCAAACGAUA